Molecule: messenger RNA, 740 nt
Organism: Scaptodrosophila lebanonensis
Lineage: Eukaryota; Metazoa; Arthropoda; Insecta; Diptera; Drosophilidae
Product: integumentary mucin C.1-like
Exons: 2
Coding region: 39-581 (180 amino acids)
Source: RefSeq, a predicted model, not a curated record
ACGACAACACAACUGUGCGUGUACCAAGUGGAAGGAAAAUGAAACGUUCAGUGGGCUGGUCACUGUUUUCCCUUUGUCUGCUGCUGAGUCAAAUGCAGGCGCAAGACGUGGAGCCCGAGUUUCCCGAGGACUUUACGACUACCACAACAAUGAGAACCACAACACUCGCAGAGGGUGCAGAAGUAACUACAUUGGAACCGAUUGCCACUGAGCCAACAACCAUUGGAAGUACCACAACAACAACAACAACAACAACACAAGUAGAGACUUCAACGCCUGAGAAUAGUUCGAAACCGACUACGCCCCUGCCGAACACAACAGACACGCCUCCCCAAUAUCUGCCCCCCCUGACAACCCCGUCGCCACCCGACUAUGGCAGCACGGAGCCAGGGCUCUGGGAUGGACAGACGCAGGAGCACUGCUAUCUAAAGGAGCAUUACGAACGGCGUUACUGGAGAUUCAGCUGUGGCGUGGCCGGCUGGCACCCAGCGAUAAGCUGUUAUCGCUGUUGCUAUUACAGCUCCAGCAGCUUUGCCGGCUGUCAAAAACUUCAUAAUGGACAUUGUGGCUACUACUACUGAGAGGGGGCAGCCGUAAUUCCCAAUCCCCAACUGCAGAGCGCUUGCGCAUUGCGGGUUUUAAAUAUUUAUGUCAAUCAAGUAGAGUAAGAUUAUAUGUAAGCUUGUAUAAAUGUUUGAGUUCUUGGGCCAUGUAGUAAAGACAUCCUCCAUCAGUCCAAA